UUUAUGAUGGUACUGUACUGUACAUAUUGACUCCAUGGUAGAAUCUUGGAUUACUAUACUGAAUGUAAAUGCUACAUUAACUAGAAACCAUAAGAGCGAUGGUUAUUAGAAAAGAUUUAGAUAGAUAAUAAGAAAACAAUAUAGAGAAUAUACUAAAAACAGUCGAAGCAAGCAUAAGAAAAUAAGAGUUUUGCUAAGAGGAUUUAAUAAAAGUAUUAACUUAAUAGAAAAAUACAAAAAUAAACUAAAAAGACAAAUAAUAAAUACUAGAGAAAUGAAAGAAAAAUAAGUUAUAUUGGAAUUAAAUUGAAAAAAUAAAAUAGUUAUUACCAAAAAUGAAAGAAGCUUCUAAGAAACAACAGCUUAAGAUGGUUGCUUCUUUAAGUUCUUUUGAUUUACUACUCUCUAAUGAACGGUUUGAAUUGUUAACUGAAGUUCUUGGAUAUACAAAAAUGAACGACGCUAAAGAAACGUUAUACGUGAUUUGUUUAAAUUACGUUUUACGUAAUUUAACCGAUGUUUUAACGAUAUUAAGGCAAAGAAAAUUGGAUUUAAAUAAAUUCUUUUCCGGUUUUCCGCCCGCUGUUUGUGAAGAUCUUUUGUAUCGACCUUACAAUAAACAAGAAAUGAUAACAAAUUUGUUUAGAUAUGGGAUAAAAGUUGUCGACUUAUCUUAUUAUCAGCACGAUUUUUCAAUCAAAUAUCGUAUAAAAAAUUGUGAAGUAAGUCAAAAUAUGCAACAAAGGUGUCAAGUACGUUACGUUGCUACAAUCGUUUAUAUGAUUAUGACUAAAACAAAUUUAUCAGAAAAUAAUAUUAAUACUUUAACUUGUCACUUGAAGAAUGUAUCAGUUCUUGUCUUAAAUGGAACCAGAACAACUGACAGAGUUUUAGAAACGAUAGGAUCUAGUUGUCAUUUUCUAGAAAAUCUAGAUGUAUCAGGAUGUCCAAUAACAAAUUCAGGGCUCUUACGUCUUUCUUACGAUUCGCAACAUCAUAACACACGUUGCAAACAUUUAAAAGUGUCGAAAAUUCGCCGUACAGAAGUCACAUGGUCGGGUAUAUUGUAUAUUUUGACACAUAAACAUGUUCUCGACGCAGAUAUCGACACACACGUGAAUGGCUUACACUAUUAUUCUCUAUUAUUCCAACACAGCAAGCUAAAUCUGAGAAAGAUUCGCAUUUAUCCAAUUCAGAAUUAUAUAAGUGCAGUAGUAUUUUAAUGUUUACCCCAAUUUGACAUCAUUGAAACUUUCGAAUGCUCCUAUAACGGACGAAGAAUUGAAGAGUCUCCAGAAAUUUCAUUUUCUAAAAAAAAAUUGGAAGUUAAAAUAAUAAAUUGAAAAAUUUGACAUUUGAAGGUUUGUUGAAAUUUCUUUUAUUGAUACUUUCCGGAAAACAGUUGGAAAAUUCUACGUUAUCAAAUUUUGAUUAUGUCAAUUUGCAUUCUGUUGGAUUGAUUUGCAAAAAUCUUAAAAUUUCUCGAUUUGUAUUCUAUCAAAGAAGUAAAUUCUAUGAAGGAAAAUGGAAAAAUAUUUAUUAAUAACGAAAACAUUUUUAGUUCUAUAAUAUGUUUAGGAUUUUACUCGUUAAUUGAUCGGAAAAGUACACUCGAUAUAAUUCGACACAUUAAACAUAUAAUCCAUCUCAAUGUAGCCUAUAUAAUUGCAUUAAACCUAAAAACAUUGUUAACUUGAUAGUGGACAGACUUACAGACUUUAAAAUAAUUUUUAUUAGAACAAGAAUGAACAUGUUUACUGAGGAGAAGAUUGAAAAAAUCCAUAAAAAAAUUCAUCUAAGAAACCGAAAUUUAAGCUUUAUAUACAAAGUUAUAUAAAGUAUCCUUGU
This is a messenger RNA of Centruroides sculpturatus (bark scorpion), 1848 nucleotides long. RefSeq lists its product as uncharacterized. The transcript has 4 exons. NCBI's taxonomy places the organism in Eukaryota, Metazoa, Arthropoda, Arachnida, Scorpiones, Buthidae. The coding region runs from base 336 to 1223 and encodes 295 amino acids. The record is from RefSeq and is a predicted model, not a curated record.